Molecule: messenger RNA, 615 nt
Organism: Tilletiaria anomala UBC 951
Lineage: Eukaryota; Fungi; Basidiomycota; Exobasidiomycetes; Georgefischeriales; Tilletiariaceae
Product: WD40 repeat-like protein
Exons: 3
Molecular function (GO): protein binding
Source: RefSeq, a predicted model, not a curated record
AUGAGCAGCAACAAGAAAGGUAAGAACGGCACCCCACCCGCAUCGAGCGGGAGGGACCAGUUCCCCGUCCUCAGCAGCACGCCCGUGCGCGAACUGCGCGGACACAGCCUCGACGUGCUCGAUAUCAGCUGGAGCAAGAACAAUUUCCUGCUCAGCUGCAGCAUGGACAAGACGGCCAAGCUCUGGCACAUCUCGCGCGACGAAUGCCUCUGCACGUUUGCUCACCUCGACUUUGUCACCGCAGCAUGCUUCCACCCCAAGGACGAUCGAUUUUUCAUCAGCGGAAGCCUUGACGGCAAGCUUCGCCUCUGGAACAUCCCUGCCAAGAAGGUUCAGGCAAGCCAAGAGGUGCCGGGCUUGAUUACGGCAUGCACAUUCACUCAAAGCGGCGCGACGGCUUGCGUCGGCACCUUCUCUGGCGCUGCGCUGUUCUACGAAACGGAGCGCCUGACGUACAGCACUUCCAUCGCUGUGAGGUCGUCGUCCAGCAAGAAUGCCCGAGGCCGCAAGAUCACCGGCAUCGAGCCAGUCUGGACGCCAGACGGAUCCGAAAAGGUUCUCAUCACGAGCAACGACUCGCGGGUCCGAGUGUACGACAUCAAGCUCAAGCGGCUU